AUGCUCUCCCUAGAAACCGUGGAUUACCAACAUAUCUAUAGACGCAAAAUAAAACAAUCACAAGAAGGCUUCCACUGGACCACAAAAUACGGCUUCCAGUAUGGAUUACCCACCGCGGCCAUCGUCCCCUCCACCCCCAAACCCGACCUCUCCCCAACCUACGAUGUGAUUAUCAUCGGGGCUGGCUUUGCCGGACUAACCGCCGCGCGGGACCUCUCAUUCCGAGGCAAAAAGACCCUUCUCAUUGAAGCUCGCGACCGCAUUGGCGGACGCUGUUGGACCGUACCUACCGGACCAGACACGCAGGUCGAGAUGGGCGGGACAUGGGUGCACUGGCAGCAACCGCAUGUGUUUAGCGAGUUGCAACAAUACGGAAUGGACGAGUUUGAAGAGACGGUGGCGGGCGGUGAGGAUUGUGAAGUCGUGUUCUUUGACGUGGAUGGACAGGGCGGUCGCAGUGUGAUACCGUUUCCAUUUAACCUGGAAGCGAGCGUGAAGCAGAAUGCCGAGUAUUUGGACGUGGAUAAACUGAGCAUUGAAGAUCGAGUCGCGCAGCUUGAUGGACUUACUCAGGAGGAGAAAGCAAUGCUGAAAGCGCAUCUUGCUUCAUUCUACGGGGUACCGCUGGAAAAGACCUCGUUCAUGGAAGUGCUUCGCGUCCAUGCAUUGUGCAACUUUGAUCCGGGCAUGAUGGAGCCAGCGACUAUGAAGUAUAAGCUCGCGGAAGGCACUACUGCUUUUGCGCUUGCCAUUCUUGAAGAGUACAAGGGGGAUCGGAUCUUUGGGUCUCCUGUGUCGUCGAUAAAGCAGAGUGAUGGCGAGUUCCCUGUCAGUGUCACUUUGAAGAAUGGGGAUCGGUAUUCUUCCGAGGCUGUCAUCUCAACAGUCCCGAUUAAUGUCAUUUCCUCGAUUGUGUUCGACCCUCCGCUCUCAGCACUCCGACAAGAAGCAUUCUCCAGUGGCGUCACUCCUGCACGAACCGAUAAACUCCUCGUCUACACCCCAACCAAGCUCAACAAUGGACUCAACAUCGCCUGCGAGGGAGAUAUGCCCUACGCAAGUAGCUUCACCGACGGCAUCCACGGCAACCAUACCCUCCUUACUUUACUCGCUCAUCCAGAUAUCAGCCUCGACCGAUCUGACGAAAAUAUCCGUCUUGUGGAGACACUUCGGCCUGCAGGCGUGACAGUAGACUCUGCCUAUGGCCACCUCUGGUCCGAUGAUCCGUACGCCGGCGGAGUAAUGCCGGUCCGUGGUCCCGGGUUUCUGGAAAAAUAUCAUGAGGAGAUACGAAAGCCCCAUGGACGGGUGUAUUUCUGUGGCUCGGAUUUUGCGGAUGGUUGGCGGGGGUUUAUUUCGGGGGCGUUUGAGGAUGCGUAUCGAGUAACUAGGGAGGUGUUGAAAGCGUGUUAA
Molecule: messenger RNA, 1413 nt
Organism: Aspergillus ibericus CBS 121593
Lineage: Eukaryota; Fungi; Ascomycota; Eurotiomycetes; Eurotiales; Aspergillaceae
Product: flavin monoamine oxidase family protein
Exons: 4
Coding region: 1-1413 (470 amino acids)
Molecular function (GO): oxidoreductase activity
Source: RefSeq, a predicted model, not a curated record